GGCAAUAAAACUGUAAUCAGGCAAACGUUUCCUAAAAUUGAGUAGCUUUAGGAUUCGGUCCGGCGAUAUUGAGAUAAUGACACAAAUAAUAUAAUUGAAAGCUUUUCUCAACCAAAUAAAACUUGUGGAUAACAAUAAAACGACCAGCUCUAGUGUGUUUUUGUUUUUGGUAUGUCUGAAAAAGUGACGUGGAAGAAAAAAAAGUAGAACGAUGAAGUGGGGAAAAAAGUGAAAAGCUUCUCAGAGACGAUGAUGGUCUCACUAGCUUCAUGGGUUUCGUCCCCAUCUUCUUCUCUCUUCCUUAGUCGUCGCGAGAGAUUACAUUUGGUGAAAGCCACGGUCGAUGGCAGGAACCGGAUUGUCCCACCGGCAAAAGAUCAAAUCCCUAACAAAGAAGUAACGGAGAGUGUGAAUCUGUUAAAAACCGCUGCAAAAACUCGGAAAGUUGCAGCAGAUGAGAUUUUAGCUGCUUUUUCUGCUAUUGAAAAGGCUAAGAUUGAUCCAUCCACAUUCCUUGAAACCCUUGGUGGUACCGAGUCUCCUGGACGAACAUGGAUGCUCAUCUUCACCGCCGAGAAGAAACUGAACAAAGGUCGUUAUUUCCCUCUAACCGCUGUUCAGAGAUUUGAUGCUGCGGGAAAAAGAAUAGAGAAUGGGGUGUAUCUUGGUCCAUUAGGAGCAUUAACAUUCGAAGGAAGGUUUUCUUGGAAGAACCGGAUACUAGCUUUCGUCUUCGAACAGAUCCGCAUAAAGAUUGGACCAUUAGAUCCUCUAGAGAUCAGUUUGGGGAAGAAAGAUGCCGAGGAAGAGCCGAGUAAUAAAGACCCUUUCUUCAUUUGGUUUUACAUCGAUGAAGAAAUAGCCGUUGCUCGAGGAAGAAGUGGCGGUACAGCUUUCUGGUGUCGUUGUCGCCGCAUUGCUUCCUCAUGACUCUCUUCUUCUUCUCAAAAGCUCUCCUUGUAAAUGAUAUUUAAUGUCAUUGAGUUCAUUUGUAAUGUUCUGAUGUAAAACAGGAUGGUUUUGUAAUAUAACAGUUUUUGAUUUGGUUCGAACCGGGUUGAGUAGACAA
This is a messenger RNA of Arabidopsis lyrata subsp. lyrata, 1069 nucleotides long. RefSeq lists its product as uncharacterized. The coding region runs from base 250 to 930 and encodes 226 amino acids. The transcript has 4 exons. NCBI's taxonomy places the organism in Eukaryota, Viridiplantae, Streptophyta, Magnoliopsida, Brassicales, Brassicaceae. The record is from RefSeq and is a predicted model, not a curated record.